Molecule: messenger RNA, 963 nt
Organism: Paramecium tetraurelia
Lineage: Eukaryota; Ciliophora; Oligohymenophorea; Peniculida; Parameciidae
Exons: 3
Biological process (GO): protein dephosphorylation
Molecular function (GO): protein serine/threonine phosphatase activity; cation binding
Source: RefSeq, a predicted model, not a curated record
AUGUUGAGUAUUGUCGAUAAAUUGCCUCCAAUUUAAAAAGAUCAUAUGAAGAGAAUUUAAACUGAAAUAUAAUAAGAAGAAGAAUUGUUAAUUUAAGUAGCAUCAAAAACACUUCCUGGUCAAAAUCAUAAAAAGAAAUAGAAAAUCAAUUAAGAUUGUCUUGCAAUAAAAAAAAAUAUGUGUAAUCAAAAUGAUUGGCAUUUCUUUGGUAUCUUUGAUGGACAUGGGCAAAGUGGGCAUUUAGUAUCAUAAUUUGUUUCAAGACAUAUGAUUAAAGUAAUAGAAAAUUAGCUAGUUCAAAAUAAUGCCAAUAAUCCUAAUUAUUUUUCUUAAUCAUUGUAAAUUGCUUUUUAACAAGUAGAAAACGAUUUAGUAGAUAAAACAAAUAUUGCAUGCAAUUUUAGUGGUUCUACUGGAGUAGUUAUUUUGUUGAUCGGAUCAAGAAUUUAUUGUGCAAAUAUUGGAGAUUCAAGGGCUGUCUUUUUUUAUAAAUCUCAAGAUCUAUGGUACAAUAGACCAUUAUCAUAUGAUCAUAAACCUAAUAAGACUUUUGAAUAUAAAAGAAUAAUGAAAUUUGGAGGCAGAGUUGAAUAAAGUUUGAUUGAUGGAAAAAGAUUAGGGCCUUAUAGGGUUUGGCUAGCUAAUGAAGAUGUACCUGGGUUGGCAAUGUCAAGAUCAUUUGGUGAUAUGGCAGCCAAAUCAGUGGGAGUUAUUGCUGAUCCUGAAAUUUUAAGAUAUAAAAUAUAAAAUAACGGAUUUAUUUUAUUAGCAAGUGACGGACUUUGGGAUAAAAUGGAUUUUGAGAGUGUCUAAAAGAUAAUAGAUCAACUAGAUCCUCCUUUUACCCAAUUAGAUAUAGAUUUGGGAGUCUAAAAAAUAUUAGGGGAAACCUACUAAAAAUGGGAUCAAAAUGAUGGUAGUAGAGACGACAUUACUUUGAUAUUGGUACAUGUCUAAAUUUGA